GAAGCGCAUGCGCAGUAAGUGUUGGAGCAGAGGGUCAGACUGAUCAACAUGGCGGCUGUGUGUUUCUCCUUGAGCCGCUGCUGCUCUGCUGUUCACCGGCCCGCCGUCAUGGCGGUGCGGUUCGCACAGACGGCAGCAGCUCCUGCAGCUCAGCCCAGGAUCAAGAAGUUCCAGAUUUACCGCUGGGAUCCAGACACAGUUGGAGACAAACCUCGCAUGCAGACAUAUGAGAUCGACCUGAACACGUGUGGGCCGAUGGUUCUGGACGCGCUCAUCAAGAUCAAGAAUGAAAUGGACGGCACACUGACCUUCAGGCGCUCCUGCAGAGAGGGCAUCUGCGGCUCGUGUGCUAUGAACAUCAAUGGUGGAAACACAUUGGCUUGUCUGAAUAAAAUCGACAGUAACACCAGCAAGGUGACCAAGAUCUACCCGCUGCCACACAUGUAUGUGGUGAAGGACCUGGUGCCCGACAUGAGCAACUUCUACGCCCAGUAUAAAUCCAUCGAGCCGUACCUGAAGAAGAAGGACGAGUCCCAGCAGGGGAAGCAGCAGUACCUGCAGAGCGUGGAGGACCGCCAGAAGCUGGACGGCCUGUACGAGUGUAUCCUGUGCGCCUGCUGCAGCACCAGCUGUCCGAGUUACUGGUGGAACGCAGACAAGUAUCUGGGUCCAGCCGUCCUCAUGCAGGCGUACCGCUGGAUGAUCGACUCGCGGGAUGAUUUCACAGAGGACAGACUGUCCAAACUGCAGGACCCGUUCUCUCUGUACCGCUGUCACACCAUUAUGAACUGCACCAGGACCUGCCCCAAGGGCCUGAAUCCAGGAAAAGCCAUCGCUGAGAUCAAGAAGAUGAUGGUGACGUAUAAGCAGAAGGACACGGCCGCGGCCUAAAGCAGCGUUGACCCUGAUGAAGAUGAUGUACAGUACUGCCGUCACACACUAAUACAGCACCGAGAUCAUCCAGAACCGCCAUCACUCCAAUACAGCUCGCUGGAAGAGUCAAACUCACUGUAUCUGCUGUAUGUUUAAUAAAAUACACACGCUUACAGCUUUACCUCUGUUCAUACACACCUGAGAGAUGCUGGAUGUAGACGUGCUGCGCUCUGAAGUCUGCCAUCUCUGGAAUAUUCAUAAUAAAGUAUAAUAAUGCAGUGUUCAGUAUAUUUGAGUGUAAUUAUGAGUUAUCAGAGGAGAAUAAAGAUAUACUGUACUAUCA
Molecule: messenger RNA, 1216 nt
Organism: Danio aesculapii
Lineage: Eukaryota; Metazoa; Chordata; Actinopteri; Cypriniformes; Danionidae
Gene: sdhb
Product: succinate dehydrogenase complex, subunit B, iron sulfur (Ip)
Exons: 8
Coding region: 49-891 (280 amino acids)
Biological process (GO): tricarboxylic acid cycle; respiratory electron transport chain; aerobic respiration
Cellular component (GO): mitochondrial membrane
Molecular function (GO): electron transfer activity; 2 iron, 2 sulfur cluster binding
Source: RefSeq, a predicted model, not a curated record